Messenger RNA from Kwoniella shivajii, 2199 nucleotides. RefSeq names its product calcium/proton exchanger. The coding region runs from base 1 to 2199 and encodes 732 amino acids. Gene Ontology annotation, molecular function: calcium:proton antiporter activity. NCBI's taxonomy places the organism in Eukaryota, Fungi, Basidiomycota, Tremellomycetes, Tremellales, Cryptococcaceae. Gene Ontology annotation, cellular component: fungal-type vacuole membrane. The transcript has 9 exons. Gene Ontology annotation, biological process: calcium ion transmembrane transport; intracellular calcium ion homeostasis. The record is from RefSeq and is a predicted model, not a curated record.
AUGAAUACUCCUUCUGUUGUUGACACCGAACCUGAACCUGAUAUAGGUGGCUUUACUCCCCCUAUAGACGUAAAUCAUAAUAAAUCAAACGAGCCCCAAGCAAUUGUAAUCAAGUCUCACGAUAAGAUAACUUCUUCUCCUACUGAAGAUCGAUCAAAUGCAAACCAGCAAGAUGAACUCAAUCCCAUCAAUACAACCAGGACCAGCGAUGGUGCCAUCGAUGGAAAUGGAAAUGGAAAUGGAACGAGUGGCGGUAAAAACGCAAAUACACUUGUUCCACCCACACCUGCGUACACACCAAAACAGUCAUUCGCAAGGUCCAUCUUGAAGCCAAGAUCGAAUAGAGGUCAUUCAAGAAUGCCUUCAAUUACAAUCACAAACGUUGACAAACACAACGCGAGCAAUGAAAACAGCAACAACGUCGUUGGAUCGAAAGAAAGAGAUUCCACGAACGACGAUAGAGACGAUUUUAGCCCACCAGCAAGAUCAAACUCUGCACCUAAUUUAGGUGGUAAAAACAGAUUAACACCUCUAAAGAAUUUAUCCGUGUCAAUUCCUUUACCACCUAAAAGAGGUCCUCCACAAAGCGAAGAAGACAGAAUUAAGAAGACUUUCAUCGAACCCACGUGGAAGCAAAGUUUCAUAAAUACAAUCAAAUCUCAACCUGCUUUAGUGGCGAUGCCGAUCCUUCUUCCAAUUUCUUGGGCAUUACAUUUCACUCAUCAAGACCCGAUUGCUAUUUUCGUCACUUCUUUGAUCGCGAUCGUACCUUUGGCUGGUGCGCUGGGUUUCGCGACCGAAGAGCUCGCUCAUAGGGUCGGUGAAGCCUGGGGUGGUCUACUCAACGCUUCAUUUGGUAACGCCGUCGAAUUGCUCAUCGCCAUUCUUGCAUUGGUCAAGGGCGACAUCGAUAUCGUUCAAGCUAGUAUGGUAGGAAGUAUACUCAGUAACGUCCUCCUUGUCUUGGGUAUGAGUUAUUUCGCUGGCGGUCUUCGUUUUCACGAACAGCUUUAUACUAUCAUCGGUGCUCAAAUGCAUAUCUCUCUUUUGGGUAUCUCGCUUCUUGCGAUUGUUCUUCCCGCUGCAUACCACUCAGCCUACCCGAACGUCACCAAUGUCGUUUCUAACACCAGAGCGGGCAAUCAGCCUGAAGGUGAAGAGCUUGAGAACUUGCUGAAAAUGUCUCGAGGACUGAGUUUCAUCUUAUUGGCUGUCUACGGAAUGUUCCUUACCUUCCAGCUGUACACACAUGCGUACUUGUUCCGGAUCCCCAAGGAAAAGGUAGCUCAUCCUCUUCCUGGUCCAGCUCCUCAUCACGAGCACGUUUUCCCUCGUCCUCACUGGGUCUCAUCAAUUGCAGAUUCCUCAUCGUCCUCUUCGUCAUCAUCUUCAUCUGGAUCAUCCAUCCGUUCAGGUCGAUCAGGACAUGCUUCUCCUUUCAAGAGAUUCAGAAGGUUCAGCGUCACUUCCAAGAAAAGACUUCCUCGUGAUGGCGGUGAAGCCGACACUGAAGACAAUACCGUUAUCGGAACAGCUGGUACUGGUGAAAAGAGGUUAUCUCCAACUACACCCGUGCGGACGCGAAGUAGCACUGCCGAAUCACUCCAUCCACCUGAUCUGGUAGACCAUCAACAAGAACAAGAUCAUAAUCGAGAUAUCGAAGCUGCUUCCCUUGCUUCGUCACGUGAGGUGAUCAUCGACGACGAUGGCACUGUCCAUGUACAACCCAAAGUCAGAUUCUGGUAUGCCUUGGCGAUGUUAACUGCUGUUACCGGUUUAGCUGGUUUCACAGCCGAAUGUCUGGUCGAUUCCAUCGACGGUCUAACUGAGACUGGAAACGUAUCAAGAGAGUUCGUAGGAUUAAUCUUGUUACCUGUUAUCGGUAAUUCGGUCGAGCAUAUCACUGCGGUGACUGUAUCAGUUAAAGAUAAAUUGAAUUUAUCAAUGUCGAUCGCAGUCGGAUCUUCCAUUCAAGUUUCAUUGUGUCUUUUACCUAUUUUGGUUUUAGUAGGUUGGGCAAUUGGACAACCAAUGUUAUUGUUCUUUGACAAUUUCGAAACGAUUACAUUAGUCGUAUCGCUUCUUUUGGUUAAUUUCGCCAUUUCAGAUGGUCGAACGAAUUAUCUGGAAGGCUUCGUCAUGAUGAUGGCUUAUUUGUCUAUCGCUCUCGUCUGUUGGUUCUACGAUCCAGCUGUCUAA